Messenger RNA from Eubalaena glacialis (North Atlantic right whale), 666 nucleotides. It is a transcript of the gene CCDC163, whose product is annotated as CCDC163 homolog. The record is from RefSeq and is a predicted model, not a curated record. Lineage: Eukaryota; Metazoa; Chordata; Mammalia; Artiodactyla; Balaenidae.
AUGAGUAGGAGCCUGAGCUGGUCUGAGCAGCUCGACGCGCUUCUCAAUGCUACUGACGGAAAUGUGGCCAGGAUUAAGACAGAACUCAUUGGCCUGUGCAUUUUUUUUUGUAGCAAAGGCUGUAUCCCCUUGGAGUCUCCACCGCGGAAUGACACUGCUGUCAUCCCUGCACCGCAACUGCUGUGGGAGGAGUCAGAGAUUCUUCGGGAGGAACUGAAGUUGCUGCGGGACCAGCUGAGCCAGCACCAGGAGCUGCUGCUGAAACAGAUGACUGAGGGGCGGCAAGCUCAGGCCCACAGCUGGAAGAUCUCCAGAGGCAUACCCUUUCUAACCUGGAGCCCAGCAGCUUUCAGCUCCAGGCCCAGAGCCCUAUAUUUUAAGGGCCCCAAGAUGCUCCUGAGUGACUCUUCCCUGCCCGCCUGGGCAGGAGUUUCAGUCGCUCGCGGCCGGGCAGCCCAGGGCGCUUCCAGCUGCGCUCUUUGGCUCGCCGGCCGGAUCAUUCUCCUGGCCUCGCCGAACAGGCGGGGGGAGCGGCCCCGACUGCGGGGUCAUGGCAGUAGCCUCCUCGUCCUCCGCCGCCGCUGGCCCAGCCGAGUCGCCGGCUUCUGCGCGAGGGAGCCCUACCGCCUCCGCAGGCUAAGAGCCGCUGCCGCGUCCGAGCUGUGA